Messenger RNA from Nymphaea colorata (pocket water lily), 2763 nucleotides. RefSeq lists its product as uncharacterized. The record is from RefSeq and is a predicted model, not a curated record. Gene Ontology annotation, biological process: mRNA processing; regulation of mRNA stability. The coding region runs from base 234 to 2357 and encodes 707 amino acids. Gene Ontology annotation, cellular component: nucleus; cytoplasm. The transcript has 9 exons. Gene Ontology annotation, molecular function: poly(A) binding. NCBI's taxonomy places the organism in Eukaryota, Viridiplantae, Streptophyta, Magnoliopsida, Nymphaeales, Nymphaeaceae.
CUCCUCCCUCUCUAUCUCCCUCGUGCCGGAAGGAGUGCGAGCGGGGACGUAAGGCCGGAAAAUGUUUACGGGCGGACGGUGCGCUGGACCGUGACGUCGUGGCAAACACUCUGACUUGACUGUCUCACACGGGGAAGUGUUCUGCUUUUCGUGGAGCGCUAACUGUUUCGAGCUAUCGUUUUUCUCUUUCGUUCGUCCGCCAUAAUCAAUCGUUCGGCGGUUCGGUGGUGGAGAUGGAAGGCUCCAGUAGAAGUGGAGGUCGAACGAUUAGGUACGAUUUCAGUAGGGAAGGGGAGGGCCGGCUGAAGGACGAGGUGGAGGCCAAACUUUUGGAGUUCACGGGCUACACGGACGACGUUCUCGCGGACUAUGUCAUUGUGCUAGUUAAGAAUGGCAAGCGUAAAGAAGUUGCUGAGCAAGACCUUAAUGUUUUUCUUGGGGACAAUUGUAGUUCUUUUGUUUCUUGGUUGUGGGAUCAUCUUUCUUCGAAUUGGCAUCUUUAUGUGAAACCUCAAGAAUCAUCUCUCCCUGCUGAAGCAGUUCCAACUAAACCCCUGUUAGUUGAGUCUGCCAAAGGAAAAAAUGUGAAGCUGGAGGAUCAGAAUGUCAGCUUGCUUGUGGAUGCUGAAACUAUGCAAGAAAGGUCAAUGAAAGAGGCUGGUAGUCGUCGCAAAAGGCAAUGGAAGGGGUUAACAAGGGAAGAAUUAGAGUCCCCUCCUCUUCGAGUAUCUGAAUUUGACAACAGUCAUCCUGAGGACCAUAGUGCCCAUUCUUCCAUUUCCAACGUUGAAAAGGGACAUAGUCACUACAAAGAACACUCUGAGAAAGUGCGGAAAAAAAAUCCCCCUGACAAUAGAAAGAGGGUUACUCCCAAUAUGAAGAUUGACGCCCCUCGUCGUCUGCUUCAGUCUGCUUUUCGUGAAGCUUUGGGUCCAUUGAGGUCCUCAGAUUCUUUGAGAUCUGAGCCAGCAUUCAAGCGCCUGCGUUCAGUGGUUUCAUCAGAUUCUUCCACGGAUAAAUUUUCACAGGCUAAACUGAACAGAUCUGCUUCAAAGGUGGCAGCUUCGAUGGCUACUGCUAUGAAAGCUGCAGCUGAAGCUGCCUAUGACACAUCAAAAGCUAGGCCAGUAAGAAAUGUUCUUAAUGGAUUGGGCGAUGGUACACAUACUGAAGGUCCUGGCCGUGCAAUGGGGAUUGGAAGUCCUCAUUCGAAGGAACCAUAUAGUGAUUACGAUGGGGAUUCUGAUGGGGGCUUGGGUCCAGUUCAUGAGACUGGCCAGCCUGAUACAUUUCAAUUCAAUGCAUAUCAUAAUGAAGCUGUAAUGAAUCUAGACAGAGAUGAAGCUGUGUCUGGUUGUGCAUCUGAUCAUGAUGCAUUCCAUGAUGCGGAUCAUGACAGACAAAGGUUUAUGGGCAUUAAUGAGACCUCUUAUUCUGAAAACAAGGAAGACAAUUCACUGAUGGUACAGUACACUGUGGCUCCUAAACCAGAUGAAGUCCCAAGGAGAACAAGGCUGAAAGACAAGUCUGAUGUUGUGAUGCCUAAACCGGCCCACAAGAUUGUAAAUAUUUCUGUUAAUGUGAAUACAUGGAAACCACCUCACUUUGAGUCAGCAAGUGAAGUCUCAAAAAUGGAGAACACUAGUUUGCAGGACAGGGGAGCUUUUGCUUUCAAGUCUGGCGUAAGGCUGGUUCAAGAGAAUAACACUGUCACAGGCGAUAGGAGUGAAAGACCUCGUGUGGAUGUUCAUGAGGACCAGACGGCCGUGACAUCCAUUCCUGGGUCUUAUUCUGCUGUCCGUCCUUUUGAUGAUGUCGAAUCUCGGAGCAUCUUUGUCAGCAAUGUUCACUUUGGAGCAACAAAAGAUUUGCUUUCUACACAUUUCAACAAAUUUGGUGAAGUACAGAAGGUCGUAAUUGUGAUGGAUGCCGCAACAGGUCAACCCACAGGAUCUGCCUGUGUGGAAUUUGUGCGCAAGGAAUCUGCUGAGCUUGCAUUGGCCUUGAAUGGCACUUCUUUUAUGUCUCGCAUUCUCAAAGUUGUUCCAAGAAGUUCUGUAACCCAACGGGAUGCUCCUGUAAUGUCAUGGUCUCGGCUCCCUCGCCCCUCCCCAUACUCUUCUAGGUUGCUUCUGUGUGGCCCGUAUGCAAGAGGUGCGCCAGGCAUGUAUGGAAGACCUACUCUGAAGGUUGGUCCUCGCAGUCUACAGUGGAAGCGUGAAUCUCCAUCAACACCAGUUGGAUCUGCUAUUGGAACGCCAACUGUUGGUACGCCUUUGUCCACUACACCAAGGAGAGCACUAACGUAUGUUCGGAGCGAAUCGAAGCCAGCGAAUGGGAAUUCUUGUCCAGCUUGAGAUUGUGUAGAAUCUCAUUUUUCAUCUGUUUUAGACCAAGAUCUGUUGGUUUUGAUCAUGAACUUCCGUGAUUCUUGGGUCAACAUGCUUGCAAAUGGUUGACGCACCAAGAAAUGAUCGAGCUGCAAAAGAGGUGUUCUUGGAGUAUGCUGUUAGGGUUUAGCAACCUUACGGAAUUUCCACCAAGGCAAUGGCAAAAGCAAUGUGUAUAUGCGUCCUAUUCUAUUGGAUUACUGGUUCCAAAGUUUCAUGUCUCAUAUUACUUACAUCGCCUAGUAAAUAAGGGAAAAUUAUUCGUGUUUCUUUGGCUGGCUUUUCGUUUCUUGUUAGGUUAAAGCAUUAGUGUGAAUGUGAUCCUAUCGCUGUGUAUGAAAGGGAUGAAGAUGGCAUCGAUGGACCUGACCAA